This is a messenger RNA of Condylura cristata (star-nosed mole), 3215 nucleotides long. RefSeq names its product aconitase 1, soluble (gene ACO1). The coding region runs from base 215 to 2884 and encodes 889 amino acids. The record is from RefSeq and is a predicted model, not a curated record. NCBI's taxonomy places the organism in Eukaryota, Metazoa, Chordata, Mammalia, Eulipotyphla, Talpidae. Gene Ontology annotation, molecular function: 4 iron, 4 sulfur cluster binding; 3 iron, 4 sulfur cluster binding; iron-responsive element binding. The transcript is spliced from 22 exons. Gene Ontology annotation, biological process: citrate metabolic process; tricarboxylic acid cycle. Gene Ontology annotation, cellular component: mitochondrion; cytosol.
CCCGGACCACGCAGCGCACGGGAGCGCGCCCCGCAGCUUGAUUCGGGCCCACAGGUCGCGGGAGCCCAGGCGUGCGGCGCGCGCUGCUGCAUUAUUUGCCUGCUCAGGAUUACCUCUGCCCUCUCCAUCACGCCUGACCCAAAUUUUCCCUUUCUGGUUGCCUUACCUUUCUUCUGGUCCAGAUCAUCUGCCAGGGGAGUGGGCAUCAGGAAUCAUGAGCAACCCAUUUGCACAUCUUGCUGAGCCUUUGGAUCCUGCAGAACCAGGGAAGAAAUUCUUCAAUUUGAAUAAACUGGAGGAUUCGCGAUAUGGACGCUUACCAUUUUCUGUCAGAGUUCUCUUGGAGGCAGCUGUUCGGAACUGUGAUCAAUUUUUGGUGAAGAAAAAUGACAUUGAAAAUAUCCUAAAUUGGAAUGUCAUGCAGCAUAAGAACAUAGAAGUCCCAUUUAAACCUGCCCGCGUCAUCCUGCAGGACUUUACGGGUGUGCCUGCUGUGGUUGACUUUGCUGCAAUGCGUGAUGCUGUGAAAAAAUUAGGUGGAGAUCCAGAGAAAAUAAAUCCUGUCUGUCCUGCUGAUCUUGUAAUUGAUCAUUCCAUCCAGGUUGAUUUCAACAGAAGGGCAGACAGUUUACAGAAGAAUCAAGACCUAGAAUUUGAAAGAAAUAGAGAACGAUUUGAAUUUUUAAAGUGGGGUUCUCAAGCUUUUCGCAACAUGCGGAUCAUUCCUCCUGGCUCAGGGAUUAUCCACCAGGUGAAUCUGGAGUAUUUGGCAAGAGUGGUAUUUGAUCAGGAUGGAUAUUACUACCCAGACAGCCUCGUGGGCACGGAUUCACACACUACCAUGAUUGAUGGUUUGGGUGUUCUUGGUUGGGGUGUGGGUGGUAUCGAAGCAGAAGCUGUCAUGCUGGGUCAGCCAAUCAGCAUGGUGCUUCCCCAAGUGAUUGGCUACAAGCUCAUGGGGAACCCUCACCCCUUGGUAACAUCCACUGACAUCGUGCUUACCAUUACCAAGCACCUGCGCCAGGUUGGGGUUGUAGGCAAAUUUGUCGAGUUCUUCGGGCCAGGAGUAGCCCAGUUGUCCAUUGCUGACCGAGCUACAAUUGCCAACAUGUGCCCAGAGUAUGGAGCAACUGCUGCCUUUUUCCCAGUUGACGAAGUUAGUAUCAGGUACCUGGUGCAGACAGGUCGUGAUGAAAAAAAAGUAAAGCAUAUUAAAAAGUAUCUUCAGGCUGUGGGAAUGUUUCGGGAUUUCAGUGAUUCUUCACAGGACCCAGACUUUGCCCAGGUUGUAGAAUUAGAUUUGAAAACAGUAGUGCCUUGCUGCAGUGGACCCAAAAGGCCUCAGGACAAAGUUGCCGUGUCUGACAUGAAAAAGGACUUUGAGAGCUGCCUUGGAGCCAAGCAAGGCUUUAAAGGAUUCCAGGUUGCUCCAGAUCAUCAUAACAACUACAAGACAUUUAUCUAUAACAAUAGUGAGUUCACCCUUGCUCAUGGUUCUGUAGUAAUUGCUGCCAUCACUAGCUGCACAAACACCAGUAACCCUUCUGUGAUGUUGGGAGCCGGCCUGUUAGCAAAGAAAGCCGUGGAUGCUGGUCUGGAAGUGAAGCCAUACAUCAAGACUAGCCUUUCUCCCGGAAGUGGUGUGGUUACCUACUACCUGCGAGAAAGCGGAGUCAUGCCCUACCUGUCUCAGCUUGGGUUUGAUGUGGUGGGGUAUGGCUGCAUGACCUGCAUUGGCAACAGUGGGCCUUUACCUGAACCUGUGGUAGAAGCCAUCACACAGGGAGACCUUGUAGCUGUUGGUGUUCUAUCUGGGAACAGGAAUUUUGAAGGGCGAGUCCACCCCAAUACCCGUGCCAACUAUUUAGCUUCACCACCCUUAGUGAUAGCAUAUGCAAUUGCUGGGACCAUCAGGAUUGACUUUGAGAAGGAGCCACUGGGGGUAAAUGCAAAGGGACAACAUGUGUUUCUGAAAGAUAUCUGGCCUACACGAGAUGAGAUCCAGGCAGUAGAGCGUCAGUAUGUCAUCCCUGGGAUGUUUAAGGAGGUCUAUCAGAAAAUAGAGACUGUGAAUGAAAGCUGGAAUGCCUUAGCAGCCCCCAAAGAUAAGCUGUAUUGCUGGAAUCCCAAAUCUACCUACAUUAAGUCACCACCAUUCUUUGAAAACCUGACUUUGGAACCUCAGCCCCCUAAAUCUAUAGUGGACGCCUAUGUACUCUUAAAUUUGGGAGACUCGGUAACAACUGACCACAUCUCUCCAGCUGGAAAUAUUGCAAGAAACAGCCCUGCUGCUCGCUAUUUAACUAACAGAGGCCUGACUCCACGAGAAUUCAACUCCUAUGGCUCUCGCCGAGGUAACGAUGCCAUCAUGGCUCGGGGGACAUUUGCCAACAUUCGCUUAUUAAACAAAUUUCUGAACAAGCAGGCACCACAGACUAUACAUCUACCAUCUGGAGAAGUUCUUGACGUGUUCGAUGCUGCUGAGCGGUACCAGCAGGCCAACCUUCCCCUGAUUGUCCUGGCCGGCAAAGAGUAUGGCUCAGGCAGCUCCCGAGACUGGGCUGCCAAGGGUCCUUUUCUGCUGGGAAUCAAAGCUGUCCUGGCUGAGAGUUAUGAGCGCAUUCACCGCAGUAACUUGGUUGGGAUGGGGGUGAUCCCCCUUGAAUAUCUCCCUGAGGAGAACGCAGACACCCUGGGACUCACUGGGCGGGAACGAUACUCUAUCAUCAUUCCACAGAACCUCAAACCUCGAAUGCAAGUCCAGGUGAAGCUGGACACUGGGAAGACCUUCCAGGCAAUCAUGAGAUUUGACACCGACGUGGAGCUCACUUAUUUCCACAACGGGGGCAUCCUCAACUACAUGAUCCGCAAGAUGGCCAAGUAGACCCUUGUUUCUGAGACGCCGGCAUGUGGAGCUGCCCCGAGGAAGCGCCUGAGCACCAGCCCAGCUUCCUGGGUCGAGAAGCACCCCUCCCCCUCCACGCAGGAGCUCUGCCUGGCAGACCCAGCACAUGGGUGCUGCAGUGCUGGUGUCUUUCCCUCAGCAAAAAAUUAGCAGUUUCUAUAUCCUCUCUUUUUUCAGUCUUUUUUAUCUCUUUCUAGCAUUUGGAAGUUAGAGUGGUGGGAAUGCCAGUAGUGCCAGAAAGAAACAACUGAGCUGGUUUUUAAAAGUUCCUGAUCACAACAGAUUGAUUUUUCACUCUUGUUAAUGAGCU